AUGCAAUGCAGGACAUCAGCCUUCUUGCCCAGAGACAACAGUUUGGCUGAAGUCACACAGGUGGGGGUGCCCACCUUCACCAGAGAGAGCAAAUUUACCAAGAUAUCCAAGAAUCAGCAGAAUCAAUCCAGAAAACACGACAACAUCCAGAGCAAAGCUGAGGGCCAGGCUGAGGAAGACCCCACACCGCAGCCACAUCUCCAGCUUGCUACCAUAGAGGUGGACGUGGAGGUCAGUUCUGUGGUAAAGGACAACCAGGUUUCAGAAAGCGCCAACCAAGUUCCGCCGCCUCCUGACAUCUCUCCUUUCAAAGCCGAUGAAAAACGAAAGUCAACACCCAAAAAGAGACGAAAGCAGAACCCUACCGAGGCUAAAUGCAGUGCUUAUAAGACCCCUGUUCAUGGGGAAUCGGCACUAGUUAGCGCUCCCUCUGAGGUUUCCAUCAUUUCUGCAGCUGCUGUGGAGGAGCUGAGUGACUUGCGCAGCUACUACAGCAAGCAGCUUCAGAGAAUCAACUACAUUUCCCAUGAAUGCCUAAAGGACUCUGACUCGGGGGUCCUGACUUGCAGCCGAGGGCCUUUGAAAAGCCUGCGGCUGCCCUCGAGAUCAUCAUUCACCAGGUCAGUGCGCAGCUUCUGGAUGAGAGUCAGCACCAGGAGAAAACUUAUCCGGAGAUGACUGCCAACUCAUUACGUUUUUGUUUUUGUUCCCGUUCCCGUUCCUCCUCCUCCUCCUCCUCCUCCUCCCCCCCUCAAGCCACAAUACUGCUUCGGAACUCUUGAAGGAAAUGUUCUGUAUUGAGUAUUUGAACCACUGCAAUGUUGUCUUUAAUUGCCUGUCUGUGUUAAUGAUUUUCAUAAUUACUGUCAACCAUGUUGCACUCUGUUAGUCUUUUUAUUUCUCCUUUGAGUAAUAUCCCUUAUUUUCAAUCUGAUAUCUUGUUUCACUGUUUUACAGAGUAAAUUAAAAAUGUAAUAAAUUA
This is a messenger RNA of Conger conger (European conger), 982 nucleotides long. RefSeq lists its product as uncharacterized. The coding region runs from base 1 to 678 and encodes 225 amino acids. The transcript is spliced from 2 exons. NCBI's taxonomy places the organism in Eukaryota, Metazoa, Chordata, Actinopteri, Anguilliformes, Congridae. The record is from RefSeq and is a predicted model, not a curated record.